Molecule: messenger RNA, 471 nt
Organism: Telopea speciosissima
Lineage: Eukaryota; Viridiplantae; Streptophyta; Magnoliopsida; Proteales; Proteaceae
Exons: 1
Coding region: 1-471 (156 amino acids)
Molecular function (GO): RNA-DNA hybrid ribonuclease activity; nucleic acid binding
Source: RefSeq, a predicted model, not a curated record
AUGACACCCCUUCAUUGUGAUGGAUCUUUGACGGCUAAUAGAGCUUCUUAUGGUGGGAUCAUCCGAGAUGACACAGGGGCUGCUAUUAUGGCUUUUGUUGGAAAGGGAGAGGAUAAUUCGGUCCUUGGGAUGGAACUUUUUCCUAUCCUUAGGGAGGUUACGUUAUGCAUUGAAAAUGGUCUCCACCGGGUUUCUUUUAGAUCUGAUUCCAAACUUGCAGAGGACAUUUUGAAUGGGUCAGUGAAUUAUCCUUGGAACAUGCAGGUCUUAAAGGACCGUAUCAUAUCUCUUCUUGGACAGUUGCAACAUAAAGAGAUACGUCAUGUAUGGAGGGAGCUCAACCAAUCGGCAGACUUUGUUGCUGCCAUUGAUACAGGGGAUGAGGAGUCUAUUUUUUAUCUCCCGGACUUGGUGGAGUUGAUCAAGGAUGACUCAUAUCGUAAAACCAACUUUAGGACCCCUUCACAUUGA